Messenger RNA from Dioscorea cayenensis subsp. rotundata (Guinea yam), 3213 nucleotides. Its product is annotated as receptor-like protein EIX2. The record is from RefSeq and is a predicted model, not a curated record. Gene Ontology annotation, molecular function: protein binding. The transcript has a single exon. Lineage: Eukaryota; Viridiplantae; Streptophyta; Magnoliopsida; Dioscoreales; Dioscoreaceae. The coding region runs from base 1 to 3213 and encodes 1070 amino acids.
AUGACUUCUGCUGGUUACAAAGCCUUCCCACCAUUCAUAUUUCUUUCCACACAACAACUGUUGUUACUACUAUCAUUAUUAUUAUGUCUUGCUUUGAUGUUGCCCUUCAUCAAUGGUACUACUAGUACUACUACCAGCACUAAUAAUACUAUGAGAAGCUGCAUCAAGGCUGAACGAGACGCCCUCCUUGCAUUCAAAGCUGAAAUCAUAUAUCACAAGGUUCAUCCCAUCUCGUCUUGGGGCGAUCAGACUGAUGAUUGCUGCCACUGGGCUGGAGUGCACUGUGAUAGCAAUUCUGGCCAUAUCGUCCACCUCAAUCUCCAACGCAGCCGACCUCGACAAUAUUAUGAUGAUGAUGUAUGGAAUAUUAGGUGUGAUGAGUGGGAUCUGAGUGGCAAAAUCAGCCAAUCUCUUAUUGCCCUCCAGCACCUGACAUACCUUGAUCUCAGUGGCAAUUGCUUCAUCAAUAUCUCCAUCCCAAAGUUGUUGGGUUCGUUGGAGAACCUGAUUUAUCUCGACAUCAGCCACUCGGGCUUCACUGGUGUCAUACCUCAUGAGCUCGGUAAUCUCACUAGACUGCGUUAUCUCAAUCUAGCAACUGAUGAUGGACCUGGCUACAAUGUUGAUGAUGUUGAGUGGCUGUCUAGUCUAUCUUCUCUGAGAUACCUGUUUAUGGAUGGUGCUAGCUUUUUUGGUGUGAACAACACCAUGCAAACACUCAACAAGCUUCCCCAUUUAAAACAGGUUUCUCUGUUUGACUGCAGUAUGAAUAGCAUCCCAGAGUCUCUCCCUUAUCUCAACUUUACCUCCCUCGUUGUCAUGGAUAUUGGCUUCAAUAUGUUCGACAACACUAGUAUCCCAGAGUGGCUCUUCAGAAUAUCCAAGCUACAAAAUCUUAGCAUGGUAGCAUGUGGGUUUACUGGUGCCAUCCCUUCCUCCAUUGGAAAAGCAAAAUCUCUUCAAUUUCUGGACUUGUCUGGAAAUAAAGGAAUUUCUGGUGAUAUGCCUAGAGGAUUUGGAGACCUCUGUAAUCUCCAAUCGCUCCGCUUGGGCCACACUUUUUUGGGGAAAAGCUUGGAGGAUUUCAAAGAUGCAUUCUCUGGAUGUAUUAGGCGAAGUUUGAAUGUACUUUCAUUUGCAUAUAGCUCAUUGCAAGGUCCUCUGCCAAGUUGGUUGGGUGAAUUCAGAAAUCUCACCUUUCUUGAUCUUGCUUUAAAUUCCUUCAAUAGUUCCAUUCCUGCAUCUAUUGGGAGACUGUCGCAGUUGCAAGAAUUGCAUUUUUAUGGCAGUGCACUGAAUGGCUCCAUCCCUGAAUCCAUGGGAAGAUUAUCAAGAUUGCAAUAUUUGGAUCUCAGCCAGAAUGCAUUAAAUGGCUCCAUCCCUGAAUCCCUGGGAAGGCUCUCAAGAUUGCAAACCGUGGAUCUUCGAAGCAACAAACUAAAUGGCCCUCUCCCAGAAAGUCUCUCACAACUUUCAAAUCUGGUUACAUUGGAUCUUAGUUACAACAACUUUAACUACUGCUACUCUAUUAUCACCGAAGCUCACUUGGCCAAUCUCACAAGUCUCAAGUUCCUGGUCCUUGAUCAUACCAAUUUGGUUCUAAAUAUAAGCACUGAUUGGAUUCCAGGGUUUCAAGCUGACCAUAUAUACUUAUCUGAUUGUCACGUUGGACCAAAAUUUCCACUUUGGCUUGCUAACCAAGUGAACCUUUCUUCUUUGGACAUAUCUAAUGCUAGAAUCAAGGAUUCAAUACCUGAUUGGUUCUGGAACAUCACAUACACUAUAAGAUUCUUAAAUCUCAGCAACAAUGAGAUAUAUGGAAGGCUACCUCAACGCUUGAAAUUUCAAAGCAAAGAAGAUAGAUUGGGAAUAUUCCUUGGCUCCAAUUGCUUUGAGGGACUUGUUCCUUAUUUUCCUCCUAAUGUUUAUGCACUGGAUUUAAGCAAUAACUCAUUUUCUGGAGCCAUUCCCUAUGAUCUUGGAAACUUUGGAGGAAUAAGACCCUGGCUCACUUUUCUCUCUUUCUCUUCAAACAACUUGGUUGGUAGCAUUCCGAAUUCUCUUUGUAAUUUUGUGGACCUUGUGUCAUUAGAACUCUCCAACAAUCGCUUGGAAGGAGUGAUCCCUGACUGUUGGAACAAUUUGAUGGAUUUACAAUACCUCAUCUUGGCAAACAACUUAUUGGUGAGUGAAGUUCCAGAUUCCUUUGUAAGUUCCUCGCAAUCGUUACAGGUGUUGCACUUAAGCAACAACCAACUGCAUGGACAGUUUCCAUCAUUCUUGAAGGAGUGCACUUCUAUUACCACUCUUGCUCUUGACCACAACAACUUAUCAGGAAAGAUUCCAAGUUGGGUGGGAGAAACUAUGACUUCAUUGAUGAUCUUCACCUUGAAAGAAAAUAAGUUCUCAGGAAACUUGCCUUUAUUAUCUAAUCUCACAUUACUUCACUUUUUGGAUUUUUCCCACAACUCAUUUGUAGGGAACAUACCACAUUCAUAUGGCAACCUCAAAGGCAUGAUAAAUAUUAGUAUGGAUGGUGGAGCAACGUUUUCUGCUAACAUAUCAGGAGAACUCGUAAUUAAGAUCACCGUGUCAACAAAAGGAUUAGAACUCCAAUUUGGAGUCACUCUUUCAUCUUUCAAAUUCAUAGAUCUUUCUGAAAAUAAUCUAUCAGGCCAAAUACCCAAAAACAUUGUUAAUCUAGUUGGAUUGCAAAACUUGGAUUUAUCACGUAAUCAUUUGUCAGGCAAUAUCCCUAGCAAUAUUGGUCUAAUGCAGUCAUUGGAAUCUCUUGAUCUGUCAAGAAAUGAGCUCACCGGGUCAAUACCUCUAAGUCUCUCUACAUUAAAUUUUCUAGGAAGCUUAAAUCUAUCACAUAAUAACUUAUCUGGGAAAAUCCCUUACGCUGACCACUUGACCACUUUUAAUGAUCCAUCUAUUUAUGUAAAUAAUCUUAAUCUAUGUGGAACUCCUCUAGGUAAGCUUUGCAUAAGUACUGAACCACCAUCAAAUAGGCAUGAUCAAGAAGAUGAUGAUGAUAACGAUAGUCCACCUAUUUGGUUUUGUAUUGGUUUGAUGCCAGGAUUUGUGGUUGGGUUUUGGACAGUAUGGGGAAUACUACUAUUCAAAAAAGAAUGGAGCCACAUUUAUUUCAGGUUUCUCGACCACACAUAUGACAUGAUAUAUGAAAAGAUAAGUCAUUGUACUCAGUAA